Messenger RNA from Porites evermanni, 5878 nucleotides. The record is from the annotation of a GenBank genome assembly. Lineage: Eukaryota; Metazoa; Cnidaria; Anthozoa; Scleractinia; Poritidae.
AUGAACACAUUUGAGCGGCGCGAUUUUGAUAGUAUUCGACCUGUACUGGCUUCAGGAGCAUUUUUUGUAUUUAUUUUCACAUUUCAGUUUUACAGGUGAGUCUAACGGGCUGUAACUGGAUUGAUCUUUGAUUCUACAUUUUUUAUCUGCGCAAUCAAAUAGCUUAAUUAAAUAAGUCUUAAUGUAUGGGAUUAUAUGGAAAUAUUGCCAAGAAAAUUCCUAUAUAGUAGCUCUUUAUUCAUCAUGAACUGAAAAUUGAAAUUAAUGAAAUGUCCAUAUUUAUACCGCGCGCACCGGUACAUACGGUGCAUAGAGCGGUUUUCACUUGACUGUCGUAAAACCAAAACCAAAGUAAAUACACUAGCCAACCAAAGGGCGUAGUAAAACCAAAACCAAACCAAUUCCUCAAUUACUUUCGACAGUCAAGUGAAAACCGCUCUAUAAGCUGAAAGGAAAAUAUAAAUUGACGGUACAAUCCACGAAGAUAUUUGUCUUUUAAACUUAAGUUGGACCAAGCAUUUAUUUCCAGUUUGAAGCUGACAGAUUGACAAAUGAUGAGCACCAUCGACUUAUCGACUAGCUUUCUGAUGAUCAAUUUCGAUCGACACGUAAGGUCCUGUGUUAGUCUGCACCGAGCGCUGUGACUUUAUGACUUCUUGCAGUCAUACUUAGUUCAAGGCAGGAUGGGAAGGUAGGACGGGGGGAUAUCAUGCUCAAUCCAAGUUUGGAUGGGUUGAGAAAGUAUGGGCUGUUAAGUCACAAACAAGCUUAAAUGGAAGGAAUGAUCAUUUCCUAUAGUUAUAGUCUGGGUUUGAAUGGGAGAAGACUUUUGGAGUAAUCACAAUUUAUCCAAGUUUGGAUGCAUGAAGGAUUUCAUUCAAGUUUUGAUGGAAGGGGUGGGUUAGCAAAUGUUUAUGUGGUUUCUAAUAUACUGAAUAAAAUGUUGAUAGUUUUUCUGUUAAAAUUACUGAAAUUUAGUUCAUAUUACAAAGAUUUUCGUUUUACUUUAUGUCAAUAACUUUCUCAAAUGUUUACAAGAGUGGAGGACAGCUGUCUUGUACAGCCCCAGCUUGAGUGGAGGGGUGGGAAGGAAGGGCAUGGGGGAGGUAAGGGUCAUCUUCUGAAGUUCAAUCUGAGUGCAACUGAGUUCAGUUCAGCUGAGUUCAGUUCAAUUCAGUUGUGAUAGCAGAGACUAGUCUAGCUACUCUAGCUAAGUGUUCUUUUAAUUUAGACGUAUUUAUUUAGAUUGAAAGACAUGGUCGAUAGCUGAACUUAUAUUAAACUGAUCCAUAUGUUAAACACUUGUUAUUUUCUUUUCUCUUAGUUGUCCCACCUUACUCAUUGGAAUAUGGGUUGUUGCCUUCGGUGUUGCAGUAGGAUUUGUUGUAUUUAGGUAAGUUACAUGAAGAAGACUAAGUUUUAUGUGGUCAACGGUCAUGUCUAUUUACCUUGAUCCUCAGAUUAUCUUUAUAUUUAAUGUACAUAUGUGUAACAAUACUUUUAAGGAUUAAAAGUUAGGUCGUUGUGAAAAUGGAGUAGUUUUAGGUUAGCGAGUAAUUAUUAAAUUUUUUGAUUGAAAAUUGUUUUUAGCAAUGUAUAUAAUUAAAUUACUAAAUGGAAGUUGGUUCUUACUUCUUUGCUUUGGUGUCUUUCUGGGUAUUUUUUGUGCUACAGCGUGGGAAUGUGCAAGACAUGAAAUUUAUACGUACACAUAGCAGGUAUUAUUAACCCAAAAAGAAUUCUUUCAUAAUGGAGGACUAUUAAUAUAAAUUUCUUUUACAUGAGACCAGAAAGGCUCAUUUAUAUUCAUAUAAAGAAAAAAUAAAUGGGCUGCCACUAUGAAAGAGGUCUAUGAUCUGGGCCAGCAUUAUUGUUAUGACUGGGUUGUUUAGCCUAGCAAAUUUGUUUUCUUUAUUUAGCUGUUGUUCAGUUCUGCCAUCUUUUUUAUUACACUGGGGCCCUCGAAAAAGAGUAAGUAAACCAAACAAAACUUCAAAAUUAAUUUAAAUUCUGCAUGGUGUUUUUUUUCUUCUUCUUCUUCGUCUUCUGAUGCUGCUGUUCCUCCUUCUCAAAUGAGUUUCUCUGGUUCAGAAAUGUAUUUUGCAGAGAAGUUUUCUUGGUGGAUCCAAGUCAAAGAAAAAUAAAAGAAUAAGCUGCUUUAAGCAAAUUUCUUCAAACCAAGAAAAUUUGAAAGGAUACAACAAAUAUUCUAGAUUUUAUUCAUUUCUUACUAGAAUAAUGAGGAUCUUGAUCAGCAACAAAGAGUUGUUUCAGGGACAUGUACUAUUUGUGGAAACCGUAAAUGUCAACGUCAUAGGUGAGAAAUGUAUUUCUUGAUAAUUUUGUUACAUUAUGUUUUGUAUCUUUUUUCCAUGUAAAACAAUCCACAACAGGAACAACAGUGUGAAACAAAUCCAUAUUAUAAGAAGUGAAUCAAACACAAUUCCUCUGUAUUACAAAAGUGACUUUUGUUUGUACACGUAUUUAACCCUAUCAUGCAGUAUAUGCAAUAACUUUUGAUAAUUCAUUUGUGGUUAACAAAAAAAGCCUGGUACCUCAUUAUUGUAGAACAAUGAUAAUAAAAAGUAAAACAUGAAAACCAUCUAAGAAUGGAGUAAAGAUGAUGUAUUGCAUUUAUUUGCACAAACAUAAUUUUUAUUAUAAAUAAUCACAUGCCACUGACAGCAUGACACAGUAGAAGGAGAAUUAAUUCAAUUAAGUGCUAUAUGUUGUCCAAUAGUUAUUGUUAUUUAAAAUUGUACUCAAUGUCUUUCUUUUUAUGGGCAGUAAAGGCCCACCUAUGGCUAAUUUUAGAAAAUUGUCAGCACAAUCUACAGAUUAGUUUGUUAAUUAAUAACUAAUCUGUAGGUUGUGCAUCAAGUUAAAUGCAUGAUUUCCAAGAGAAAUAUCACAAAGAGACUGUGUUCAGUGCAACAGCUAUAGAUGUGUUUGUUGUUAUUUUUUAUAUCAGUGUAUUAUGAAUCAAUCAGUAGAUUUAGUUUUGUGAAUUAUCCAGAGUAAGGAAAGUGUUAUCAGCUAGCGCCAUUUCUGCUUGGCUGAAAACACUUGCCUCGGCCUUGAUCAUGUUCUUGGAUCACAAAAACCUUAUCCAAUAAUAAUUAUUGUAAUAAACUGUUUAUAAAAGGAAAAGAAUAAUUUUGAGCACUCAAGCAGAGUAAGAUGAACUUUUUCUUUAUUUUCCCCACAAUAAGACCAGAAAUUUCAAGGGCAAAGCUCAAGGUAAGUUUUGUAAACAGAAAUUAUUUCAGUUCCAGUAUAUUCCUUUAAUAUUAAGCAAUCCUGUUACCAUGGAGCUACAUUAAUAAUUAUUGUUGAAUUGUUGUUCAGUCAAUGCAGUGAAAACAGCCUUUUUAUGUAAGAGAAAGGAAAGCAAGGACUAAAUGAGCAUCCUAAAAAAUUAAUGUAAUAGGGAUCGGCUUACUCUAACUAUGGUCAAUUCACUACCCAGGACCUACCUUAUAAAGGAUCAAAAUUAUUUUCCACCACACUUUAAGGAACACCCUACAGCUGUAGUUCAUUGAGGGGUGCGAUGUACAUUGUAGCGUGACUCAAAUAAAUUGCAGAUACCUAAAAUCCUAUAAGCCACCUACAUAGAACUGUCUAUAUCAGUAUGCCGAUAAUUAUUCAAAAACUGAUUUUUUUUUCAGAAAUUUUUUUUUAUUUUUAAGACAAGCAUUUGAGUCAGCCUUUGAAAGUCAAACAUCAAAGCGAUUUUUACAAAUUGCUUAAUAUACAUGUAUUUUGCCUAUAUUCCAUUUGCACAAGCUUAUUUCCAGCUACAUUUUUAACAUUCCUUUUCAACAAUAUUACCAUACUCUACAUUUCUUAUCCUAGCCAUGGGAGGAUCUCCUCAUCCCAGAAUCAGUGGACAGUGCCUUGCAAGAGGUCUGAUUUUACUCAAUUUAUAUUAUUUAAAUUAAAUGUUCAGUGAUACUUUUAAAAGUAUUUGUAUAAGUAAUUUUUAGACUUGAGAGUAAGUUGGCAUUGACAGUGCUAUCCAUGAAUGACAUGACUAUGGCCUUAUGAUUUUUCUUAUUUUACUUUUUUCAGUUUCUUAGUCUUCUUCUUCAGAACUAUAUCUACAAUUGGUACAGGUUAGUCAGUUAUAAAAACAGGAAAAAUACACACAAUAUAAAAUUUGGGUGACAUAACAUAACUAUAAACUAGUUAUAGUGACAAAACUCUGGCUUUGGGAGACAAAACUUCACUUGAUAUGACUUUGUUACCUUUAUUAAUAAUUGUCUUUUCUUUACUUACAAACACUGUCUACCACUCUUUAGGGAAUUAAGCUGUAGUGAAACUUGUAUUGAUGAAAUCCGCACAAGCAUCAGAUAUAUGGCAGCUGUGCUUAUAAAAAGGAUACGUAAGGUAAAGCAGCUUUUCAUAUUGAGAUGAAAUAAUCAAAUAGUGUACGUCAAGGUAUCAAAUGACUUCGAGAUCAAUUUGGAAUUUUUCGUCUGCCCGAGAUUUUUUUCAAAAAGUAUCAAAAUUGCAAUUUGAGCUUUUUGAAAAAACACACGAGUAAUGAAUUCCAAAUUGAAGGAGAAAAGUCACAUGAUUACCCCUUAAGAAUAUAUACAUGAAAACAUUUACCAGUCAAAAUUACAGGGUAGUGGAAUCUGUUUAUAUUGGCUACUGUUGAGAACCCAGAAAAUACUUGUUUUUGCACUGUUUGUACUAAAAACUGCAUUGCUCUCAGCCAAUCAGAUUCAAUUAUUAUUUUUUUUGUGGUAUAUUAUUAGCAUAGAAAAGCUGAAUACCAACAGGACUUGUGUUUUGAAUAUAUUAUUAAACUAUGACUUUGCAUUUAACAUAGGGCAAUCAAACUUGAUUUAUUGUGACAAAAUUGUAACAAAAUUGGGAACGUCUUGUGCAUUUUUUAUAGAAUGACUCAUAUCCAAAAUUAGUCAGGUCAUUAGUGCUUUCGAGUUAAUUAUGUACUAUAUAUAAAAAUGUACCAGAAAUGAUUCAGUCACUCUUGUAGCUGUACGACUGUGAGGUAGGUUAUGGCUCCAGUUUAGUAUGAAUACAUGAAUGUAAAUCCCUUUUAUCAGAUAUUGAAAUUGAACUGCGAAAGUAAUGCAUGUAUGCUGAUACAGGGGAAAAUGUUCUUUAUUUAUGGUGUUGCUUUAAUACUUUGCAGAUCGACAUUCCAACUCUAGUCACAGAAAACUUGGGGAAAGAAGGAUUAAAGCAUUUAGAGAUGUACCUUAGAGCCAAGGAAAAAGGUUACUUAAAAUACCAUUAUGAGUGUUGAUUUAGUGAUAUUUAAUAUUUAUACUCACUUUCUUUAUUUUUUAUUUUUAUUUGCCUAACAUCCCGGAAAUCGAUUUGAUUGCAUGUACAACUCAUGUAAUUUUAGGGAACUCAUGUUACGUUAAGUAAUGUUAACUUGAUAGCAGUCAGUGAGAAGGCAAGACUUUUAGACCUCCCUAGUAACAGUUUCAUCAGAGUGGAGGAAAUAAAUUCAAAGCAAAUGGGCGGUAAUAAGCUUCCUGAGAGGUGGCAAGAAUGAAAAAAAUAACGUAUUGGAGUCUUUUUUUAGUGUCAAUGUAUCAGGCAAAAACGUACUAUUAUUAUUGAGGACAUUAGUGGUCUGAUCGUGAAUAAUGUGACUCAAAAGAUUGAAAAUUUAGCAUUCAAAAUAAAAGUAAUCUGUAGUGAUCAACUUACCAUCUUUUUUCCUUGUACAGUAACAUUGUCACGUUCCACCAGUCUGCAGACAGCUAUUCUGGAACAAUUUAAUCCCAGAAUGCACUGUGCACUGCAAAGCCGUCCAAUGGAACUUCAGUAUCUGAGAAAACUGUCAGAGAGCAUUCUCCCCUUUCUGUUACCUCCAAAUGCCUUGCGAUGCAGG